Messenger RNA from Apis cerana (Asiatic honeybee), 515 nucleotides. Its product is annotated as mitotic-spindle organizing protein 1. The record is from RefSeq and is a predicted model, not a curated record. Gene Ontology annotation, biological process: mitotic spindle assembly; gamma-tubulin complex localization; microtubule nucleation by interphase microtubule organizing center. Lineage: Eukaryota; Metazoa; Arthropoda; Insecta; Hymenoptera; Apidae. Gene Ontology annotation, cellular component: spindle; centrosome; gamma-tubulin ring complex.
AUGCCAGAACCUGUACAUCAUCAAAUAAAUGCUGCUCGUAAAACAUUCCAAACACUUUAUCAAAUUUCAAAGCUAUUAAAUACAAAUUUGGAUCCAACAACAUUAAGUAUAUGCAUUCGAUUAUGUGAGAAUGGUGUAAAUCCAUAUGCACUUGCAAAUGUAGUAAAAGAAUUACAAAGAGAAGUGAGAGCUAUGGAUAGCAUUAAUCAACUAGAUUCUUCUACUAGUAAAUCUAGUUUAAAUAAAUAAUUAAUCAUUAUAAGAAUUUUACAUAAUUUAAUGAAUGAAAUGAAAUCUAAUCUAAUCUAUCACUUUUUAUAUAUAUGCUAAUAUGUGAUUAACAAUAAAAUAUUUAAUUGUUUUUAAUAUUAUUUAUGAGAUUAUCAAUUGUUGCUAUCUCCGUUAUUUUUAAUGUUAAUAAUGAACCACUAUUAAUUUUUUUUUCUUAUUUAAAAUAUAUUUUUAAAAUUUGUAAUUGUUCUAAUAAAAUCAAUAAAAAUAUAAUUAACAAAUAA